GCAGGAGGAACACCAGGAGGAGUAAAAGACAGACACACAGGUAUCUGUACGUCAUGGCAGAGAGCGCCAAUGUGGAUCAGUUGCUGGCGGCCUUCAGAAGGUUUGCGCUGCAUGGCGACACAAAGUUGUCUGGAAACGACCUCAACGGGAAGAAGUGGGCCAAACUGUGCAAAGACUGCAAGAUCAUCGACGGAAAGAACGUCAGCCUCACCGACGUGGACAUCGUCUUCUCCAAAGUCAAGCAGAAGUCGUCUCGGGUCAUGACCUUUGAGGAGUUCCAGACAGCUCUGCAGGAUCUGGCUCCAAAGAGGUUCAAAGGUCAGAGCAGAGAGGAGGCGGAGCUAGCCAUGUUCAGGCUGGUGGAGGGGGGAGAGCCCAGCAAUGUGGGGGUGACGAAAGUGGCGAAGACAGCGGCGGUGGACCGUCUGACCGACACGUCUCGGUACACCGGAUCUCACCGGGAGCGCUUCGACCAGAGUGGGCGGGGCCGAGGCCGCGAGGGCCGCGAGGAAAUCGUGGAGAACACGGGAUACGUGGGAGCGUACAGACAUGCUGGAACGUACAACAGCAAGACGAAGGAGAAGUGA
Salarias fasciatus (jewelled blenny) is the source of this 587-nucleotide messenger RNA. It is a transcript of the gene tppp3, whose product is annotated as tubulin polymerization-promoting protein family member 3. NCBI's taxonomy places the organism in Eukaryota, Metazoa, Chordata, Actinopteri, Blenniiformes, Blenniidae. Bases 54 to 587 code for a protein of 177 amino acids. Gene Ontology annotation, biological process: microtubule bundle formation; positive regulation of protein polymerization; microtubule polymerization. Gene Ontology annotation, molecular function: tubulin binding. The record is from RefSeq and is a predicted model, not a curated record. The transcript has 4 exons. Gene Ontology annotation, cellular component: microtubule.